AUGUUUCGCCUUGUCGAGUCCACCGACUCGUCACCAGCAGCCCAGUGCUCCGUCUCUGUCCGCGACUCUUUCGGCGAGGGAGUUUACAUCAAGAAAAAUCGGUCGGAUGGGCUUUGUUCGACCGACUGCCAUUGCCGCCGACUCGGCUCCCUAGACUUCGCCUUCACCAUCUCCAAGCAACCUGCCCACACCAAGAUCGAAGUUCGGAACGAGAUACUCCAAAACACCCUCAUCGAUGUCAUCGGUUCAGAUGAGUGGCACUCCCAGUGUGAUCUGCCUGCCUGGGACGGCGCUCACCUCUUCGCUCGAUAUGAGGGCCUCAAGGCACGUCUGCGAGACGUCAUCGACGCGCCGGUAGGAAGCGUUGGGGCUCAGCCCUUCCUCCCCCUCAGGCUACUGGUCGACGGCUUUCUGGGCCAGGAGCAGGAAGAAAGCUUGCCGUGUCCUCAGCAUAAGGACCCUAGUGAUGUCCUUAGAGACGUGCUUCCAGGGGAGGAUAAAAACAGCAUGCUAGAUGUCAAGCUACUCCAAGCGGCGGGUGAUGGCGACAUCUCAGUCAUCGACGAUCUUUUGAGCAACCAUACCGUCCUACCUUAUUCGCACAUGCAAAUGUUCGUGGAUGUUUUGGGCAGACAAAUAACUGACGAUCUUUUCAAAGAAACUGUGAACAUUGACGCACACGAUGAGUCCGGAAACACGGCCCUGCUCCGCGCCGUGACCGCUGGGCACCUUGACGUCGCUCGGCUUCUGGUCGCUCGAGGCGCCGACAUCGCCUGGGCCAACAACCAAGGCGAGACAGCCCUGCACAAAGCUGCACGGGCAGAUCACUUUGAACUCUCAUAUUUUCUCAUAGAAGUCGGCGCAGACAUAGACGCCAAGGACAAUUCGGGCGCAGCACCCGCAUUCAUUCCGUUUAGCGCAGUUCUCCAAACCUGGAGAUGUUGGUGGGAGUGGGUUAUGCCAGCCCGUUGUGAACAGACACCAAGCGAGCGAACCAUCAACGACUAUAGAGACCUAUUGUUCAAAACAGACCCAAUCAUGAACACCGACAAAGUAAAGACAACCAUGCGGGGCCUUUUCAUCAGAGAGUACGCCAAGGUGAGGCAGCACCUGAUUUUUGGCCGAGUACGCGGACGCUUUCCCAACUCGACACGAGCGUGGCGAUUUGGCAUGACAGCGCUGCAUAAGAUCUCGCAUGGCUACCUGCCGCAGGAGCUCGGCAUGGCAAUAGCUCUCCUCUGCGUGUGCAAAGCAGUCUCGGCCACGCUCCAUAUCCACAAACACGAUUCAUCCAACUUCCAAUUCGACGACGAGCAGUUUCGACGAGACCUGCCGCGUUGGCUUCCACUGUUCCACGGUGCUGACCGAAAGCUGUUUAAAGCCGCAGCGCGGGACAUCUGGAGUGUACGCAUAUCUAUGUGGACUUUGUACACGCCUCAGACUCUGGAUUACCACGACUUAUUCAAGCACGCUGAGCGCCUGACAUCGGACCUCAUUGACGCAGUGAAAUGUCUUCACGAUCUAACUGAGUUCGCUGAACUAGGGGAUCCCGAACACGGGCAGCAGAGACCGUCUCAGCAGGAUCGGUGCCCCCCGAAGGAUCCCAACCCAGGAGACCCGGGUAUUGGGGCCGAGUCUACUCAGCACAGGAAGGCCGUGACAGGCCGGCGGGCCUCGUCGCAGAAAUCAUUACUGUGGGCCGAGGUAAUGGCUGGCGCUAUCUUCAGUAUAUUGCUGAUAUUUCUGCUCUGGCUCUAUAGCCUCUUGGCAGGAACAGUACAAUUUAUAGCUACAGACGCAGCGAGUUGGCACAUCAGCGUGGAUGCUCAGAGUGUAGCAAGGCGCCUGCAAUCUCGCUUUGCCAACACUUUAACAGUUGAACGGCCUCCAAGCAUACAGUCACCCACAGCUGGGCAAGAUGUGGUUAUGCUUGGACAGGACUCCAACGAUGAUCACCAUGUACAGCCUCGGGGAAACCCAGCCUUGAGCCCCUCAAGUGGCGGUGUUCCUGACCCCGUUGAUGAGAGCGCCCACAUUCGCACAUCCAAGGGAGCAGUCGAGCUCUGCUUCUUCUUCACCCUUCACCACUCGGCUCGCCGCUGGUCGAUCUACCUUGGCUUUGACUCACACUGGCGCGUUUGCCUCAAUUCGCUGGCCGCCCAUCCGCUACGCUGCGAAGCUGAUCGCAAGGGCUACUACGCAAUUGAUUACUUCCCUUCCCGGAACCCCAGAGGUGAUGGCUAUCAAAGGCCGGCGGGCAGCUCCACGGGUGCAGGGGUUUGCGUUUCUGGCUACCCGUGGUGCGAUAUGGCGAUUGGCACUGAUACUACGGGAAGCGGAAGAGAGCCAGCACGGGCGACCGGAGUUCAAGGACUCCGUCUCAGCGGUAGAAGCAUUUCCAUGAAGGGCGUGGUGCCCAGCUCAGAGGAAUUCGACAGCUUGGCCUUUCUCACUCGAUCGCUCGAGGAUCUCGUUCACUUCACUCGCCUGUCGACUGGUAACAAAUUAUCAGAAUUACCGCCAACCAAGAUUCUGUAUCCGACGGAUUGGCUACCGUACAAGAUAGACGGCCAGCAACGGCUGAACGAGGAUUUCCUGGCAGCAAUGGAGCAAGUUCUUGGUGUUCAACACACCAAGGUCAGUUUGACCCAGCUGUGGGAAGAAUCCCCCCCAGUCGAAGCCCAAGGAAAAUCGAUUGCGGAAUACCUCGAGAAUUCUGGUUUCUGGCCAAUGUACUAUGACAACUAUCACACCUUUGAUGACUUUCGACAAGGCUACGAGCAGAAGUUUGGCAAACCCGUCUACGUGAGCCCAUCUCAGGGAUGGAAGUGGGAGCUUGGGUCGAAAGUCACGGAAGAGCAAAGAGCACACGGCAUUGCAGAGUGCGAGGUUUUCCGUGACUGGGUCGACAAGCACGUCCUCACGAGAAACGAUGGGGGACAUGGAGAAGCAGUGAUUCUACUCCCGUUGGGGAACGCCAAACUCGAUUACAGAGACAUUGAAAGCGGGCCCCCGAGCGUUGUGAAAUCUUAUGAGCCAAAGUACUUCGGCUCUAUCCUGGGAGUGCCCCAGAUUGUGACACCCAGCAGCGAUGUGAUGCUUGUGAAGCUGACUCAGUUGGUCCUGGAGAAGAUGAACAAGCCAACCUCUGUUCUCACCGGCAGGGAGUGCUUCUCUCCCGAGACCAAUGGGCCGGUCAAUGAUUCUGUCCCGCUACCAAAGCUCAUUUGA
Fusarium keratoplasticum is the source of this 3231-nucleotide messenger RNA. Its product is annotated as C2H2-type domain-containing protein. NCBI's taxonomy places the organism in Eukaryota, Fungi, Ascomycota, Sordariomycetes, Hypocreales, Nectriaceae. Gene Ontology annotation, molecular function: protein binding. The record is from RefSeq and is a predicted model, not a curated record. The transcript has 10 exons. Bases 1 to 3231 code for a protein of 1076 amino acids.